UCGUGGGGGAGGCAUUGCUACUUUAUGCGGCAACUGCGGCAGCGAUGCAGGCUUUUACGGUGGUACGGAAGUGUUGUCGAACUUUUGCGGCGGCGACGCAAGCUUUUACGGUGGUGGUAUGGAAGUGCUGCCAAACUUUUGCGGCUACGACGCAGGCUUUUACGGCGGUGGUACGGAAGUGCUGCCGAACUUUUGCGGCGGCGACGCAGGCUUUUACGGCGGUGGUNGGCGGUGGUACGGAAGUGGUGCCGAACUUUCGCAACAGCGACGCAGGCUUUUACGGCGGUGGUACGAAAAUGCUGCCGAACUUUUGCGGCGGCGACGCAGGCUUUUACGGCGGUGGUACGGAAGUGCUGCCGAACUUUUGCAGCGGAGACGCAUGCUUUUACGGCGAUGAUACGGUGGUGCUGCCAAACUUUUGCGGCGGCGACACAAGCUUAACCCAGGUGGUGUGGAAGCACUGCAAAAAUUUUACGGCGACGGCACCAGGCUUUACAGCGGCAGUGCGGAAGCGUUGUUGAAAAAUUUCGCAAUGUCGGCACAGGGUUUAUGGCGGUGACGACAAUAAUUUUACAUUGAGCGGCAGUUGGGCCUUUGUGCAGGGAAGGUGCCACUAGAGUGGGGUAUCUUGAGGCAGUGUGGACUUGACGGCGCGGUGACGCUGUCACAGUGGAAGCUAGUGGCGACGAUACUUACUGAAAAAUAAGUAAGGGGGUGUUGUGGCAGGUGAUCGCAGCAAGAGAGUGGUUUGGAUCACUUUGUUGACGACUGGGGAGGACUACCGGCGAGUCAAAGGGAGUGAUUUUAUACGGUCUUCUUGAGUGUACCAUUCAACUUCACUCAAGGUAGGUAGAGGGAUGCUUACAAAGGAGAUUGAUUAUGCCUCUUUGAGAUGACGGAAUGGAUUGUUUUUUUUCUACCUUUCACCUGCAUGCUUGUCAAGAAAAGCUUGUUGUUUUGGAAAAAUGUUAUUCAACGUGUGUCGAAGAAUGGAUUCUAUUGCAAUAAAGCAGAUAAGGUCAA
Molecule: messenger RNA, 1023 nt
Organism: Chara braunii
Lineage: Eukaryota; Viridiplantae; Streptophyta; Charophyceae; Charales; Characeae
Source: the annotation of a GenBank genome assembly